Molecule: messenger RNA, 1999 nt
Organism: Centruroides sculpturatus (bark scorpion)
Lineage: Eukaryota; Metazoa; Arthropoda; Arachnida; Scorpiones; Buthidae
Product: zinc finger protein 883-like
Exons: 4
Coding region: 1-1644 (547 amino acids)
Biological process (GO): regulation of transcription by RNA polymerase II
Cellular component (GO): nucleus
Molecular function (GO): DNA-binding transcription activator activity, RNA polymerase II-specific; RNA polymerase II cis-regulatory region sequence-specific DNA binding
Source: RefSeq, a predicted model, not a curated record
AUGCAAGUAGUACUUGACUUCUCUACAACCAUCAAUUGGAACAGUUACAGGAGGGAGGUGUGCGACCAUUCUUUAAUGACUCGUUGUGACGGAAAGGUAGACAGUGUUGACAAGAUAGUUGAAAUAGAAGAAACGAUGUAUACAAGACGGAAGUACAAUGUUGAUCUGUCAGAUCGUUCGGCAGAAACGUUAUUGAAGAAAGUGGAAAAUCGUGUUCAUGAAGGAGCAACCAUAUUUUCGGAUUGUUGGAAAGGCUAUAGUACCAAAGAAUUACAAAAAGGAUAUCUUCAUUAUCAAGUGAAUCACAAAUUAAACUUUGCCGAUGAGGAUACCGGAUGUCACACUCAGAACAUAGAGAGGUUACGGGGAAAUUGUAAAUGGAGAAACAAGUUAAAUACUAUUCUUGGUUAUUUAUUGCUUCUAGUGAAGAAAAUUAAUUUAUUACACACAAAUAAAAUAUUUAACACAAUUUUUUUAAUUGCAGAUAAAAGGAACAGAAAGAAAUUUUCAUGUAAACACUGUAACAAGAACUUCACAACUAAACAAAACUUGCAACGUCAUGAAAGAAUACAUACAGGAGAAAAGCCUUACACUUGUGACGAGUGUAAACAGAAGUUUUCAGUAAAAGAAAACUUAAUUAGACACCUUCGCACCCACACCGGAGAAAAGCCUUACACUUGUGACGAGUGUAAGAAGAAGUUUACACAACGGAAAAACUUAAUUAAACAUCUUCGCACCCACACCGGAAAAAAGCCUUAUAGUUGCGACCAAUGUAAACAGAAGUUUACACAAAGGGGAGUCUUAAUUAGACAUCUUCACACCCAUACCGGAGAAAAACCUUACACUUGUGAAGAAUGUAAAACGAAGUUUUCAGUAAAAGGAAACUUAAUUAGACACCUUCGGAUCCACAACGGAGAAAAACUGUAUGAAUGUCAAUUAUGUCCAGAGAAAUUCAUUCUUAGACAUCUUCGCACCCAUACCGGAGAAAAACCUUACACUUGUGAAGAAUGUAAAAAGAAGUUUUCAGUAAAAGGAAACUUAAUUAGACACCUUCGGAUCCACAACGGAGAAAAACUGUAUGAAUGUCAAUUAUGUCCAGAGAAAUUCAUUCGAAACACAGACCUACAAAAUAGAAGGAACAGAAAGAAAUUUUCAUGUAAACACUGUAAGAAGAACUUCAAAACGAAAUAUCAAUUGCAAAAUCAUGAAAGAAUACAUACAGGAGAAAAACCUUACACUUGUGACGAGUGUAAACGGAAGUUUUCUGAAAAAGGAAACUUAAUUAAACAUGUUCGCACGCAUACAGGAGAAAAGCCUUACACUUGUGACGAGUGUAAACAGAAGUUUUCUGAAAGAGGAAACUUAAUUAAACAUCUUCGCACCCAUACCGGAGAAAGGCCUUACACUUGUGACAAAUGCAAAAAGAAGUUUACACAAAAAGAAAACUUAAUUACUCAUCUUCGCACCCACACCGGAGAAAAGCCUUACUCUUGUGACAAGUGUAAACAGAAGUUUACGCAAAAGAUAAACUUAAUUAAACACCUUAGGACCCAUACAAGAGAAAAACUGUAUGAAUGUCAAUUAUGUCCAGAGAAAUUCAUUCCAAAUACGGACCUGAAUAAACAUUACAAAAUUCACAAUUAGAAAUAAUUUUCCUUCGAAACUUAUAAUUUUCAUUUAUGUAUAAUAAUCAAAAGAUUUAAGUAAAACUGGUUUAAAAUUAAAAUCAUUUUUUAAUUUUUUUUUAUUUCCUGAAAUUUUGGAUUAAACCACGUUAUUAUAUUCAUACUUAGAUGUAAUUUCCUUCCAAUUUUAUAAUUCUAUAACAGAAAACUUUUUUGUUGAUCGACAGAACUCUGUAUUUAUUAGCACACGUGGUUUUAACACAAAAUUUAAGGAUUUCGAAUUUUCUGAAACUUUCUAUUUGCAACUGUCUGUUUGAAUAUACAGAACAGCGUUUAUGUAUAAGUUUGUUGGAAACAUGCUUUUAUUUUAAUAA